Messenger RNA from Exophiala mesophila, 1486 nucleotides. RefSeq lists its product as uncharacterized. Bases 261 to 1301 code for a protein of 346 amino acids. NCBI's taxonomy places the organism in Eukaryota, Fungi, Ascomycota, Eurotiomycetes, Chaetothyriales, Herpotrichiellaceae. The record is from RefSeq and is a predicted model, not a curated record. The transcript has 2 exons. Gene Ontology annotation, cellular component: cytoplasm.
CUCUGUCUGACAACUUCAACCCUAAGAUCGAGCCAACGGCAACUGCCUAACUGAACAUUCCCAGCCAAUAAGCAGGCUACGAUUAACAAUUGGUUCUUGAUGACUCAGAUCUUUCUACCAGCGACUUCUGGAUCCUACCAAAAUGGACUCAAUCUGCGAGGCUGCUCACUACACCAUCAAGCAAACUCCAUCUCCUGUAAUUAUCAUGAUAUGACUACAAUGAUCAAGACUUUCCAAUUCAUACACGAUUUCGCAAAGCCAUGGCAGAUACCAAUAAUACACCCAAGUUGACUUCUCUCCCCUUCCCUCCUCUCACAGCCUCACACAUUUUGAACUGUUCAUUUCACUCAUGGCAUCCUCGCUAUCGGAAAAUCACCCCAAAAGCAAGGCUUGUCCCCCUUACUCAACCCUUUCUCGACUAUCUGAGUGCAGACGGCAUCAUUUUACCACCUGAAAAUGCCACUCUCGACCCUGAUGACAGUGGGUUUGAAGACGAAGGCGACGACAAUAUCGACCCUUCAGAACCCUGGGCCGAUGUCCACGAAUCAAUUCGCUCUACCAUAGAAGAAUUGGGAGGCAAAGUCGUCCCUAAACUGAAUUGGUCCGCGCCCAAGGACGCCACUUGGAUUUCAGCCACCAACGACAUGGAAUGUCGAACUCCGAACGACAUUUAUCCACUCUUAAAGUCCAGCGACUUCAUCACCCACGAUCUCGAACAUGCCUUUGACGGCUGUAUAGACCAAGCCCAUGUCCCGUACCAUCUCGUUCUACGCAAAUCCUUCAAUCUCAAUCCAGCCCUCGAAUUUCGAUGCUUUGUCCGCAACAAAAAACUCAUCGCUAUCAGCCAGCGAGAGAUGAACUAUUUCGAAUUCCUCUUUGAACUGAGAUCUUCAUUCAAAGAGCGGAUCCAGGAAUUCCUCGACCAAAUCUCCGAUUUCCCAGACGAUAAUUUCGUCGUCGAUGUCUAUAUCCCACCUCCACAUAACAAGGUCUGGCUCCUGGACAUCAACCCAUGGGCAGAACGGACUGAUCCACUAUUAUUCUCAUGGCUUGAGCUUUUGCAAUUGCAUGAGCCUCAACCAGAUCUCAUCUUCGAACCUGAGUUCCGACUUGUGAAGCGCGAUGAUCCAGAGGCAUAUCAGUUUGCAUCUACUAAAUACAGUGCCCAUAAAUUGCCAAAGGAAGUCGUUGAUGCCUCGAUGGCGCCAGGACAGAUGAAGAAUAUGAUGGAGGAGUGGAAAAAGGUCAUUGAUAGGCAGAUAGAGGAUUCUUCUGAAGAUGAAGAUGGGGGGGGUCGGUGAAGCCUAGUUGGCAUUUUCAAUACGAAGCAUCGACACCCACACUCUCUCUGGUGGGUCGAUGCAAGUAUACAUGUACGACAUGAAUGAAUAGAAUUUUGUACGCAUGCGACGCGGGACAUUAUAACGGUCAACAGUCCAAUUUUAAUCCUUAUCGAAAACAAAAUUUCAAUUGAAAGUCCUAAAAA